UGUUGUCUUUACAGGAUAAUCCCAAUUUCUGUGUCCAUCAUCAGCACUGAAGUGAAAGAAAACAGGAUGAAUGUGACCGAUUUAAUUCUAAUAGGACUUACACAGAAUCCUCAGAUGCAGAGAAUUCUAGUUGUUGUUCUGUUUAUCACCUACAUUGUCACUGUUACAGGAAACCUGCUCAUUGUGGUCACCAUAAUCUACAGUCAGACAUUGAAAUCCCCAGUGUAUUUCUUCCUGGUCUUCUUAUCUUUGAUAGAUGCCUGCUACUCCUCUUCCAUAAUCCCCAAAAUGCUAGCUGACUUGCUCUCUGAGACAAAAACCAUCUCCUUCAAUGGCUGCAUGACACAGAUCUUUACUGAACAUUUCUUAGGUGGUUCUGAGGUUGCCCUCCUUGUGGUCAUGGCCUAUGACCAUUAUGUGGCCAUCGGUAGACCUCUGCACUAUGUGACCAUCAUGAACCACCAUAUAUGCUGCCUUUUGGUGGGGGUGUCUUGGACAGUGGGUUUUUUCCACUCUAUUGGACAGAUUCUUGUCACUUUCUGGCUCCCAUUCUGUGGCCCCAACAUCAUGUAUCACUUCAUGUGUGACGUCUUUCCUCUGAUACAACUUGCCUGCACAGACACUUUCCUUGUUGGUCUCUCAGUUGCUACCAAUGUUGGGGUAAUCUGUGUAAUAUCCUUUGUAAUGUUGUCGAUAUCCUAUGUUGUCAUCCUAUAUUCCUUGAGGACUCAGAACUCUGCAGGGAGGAAAAAGGCCCUCUCUACCUGUGGUUCCCACAUCACUGUUGUUGUCUUGUUCUUUGUGCCCUGUAUUUUUAUGUAUAUGCGAACAGUAGCCACCUUCUCCGUGGAUAAAUCCAUAACUGUCUUGUAUACUCUUGUCACUCCCAUGUUAAAUCCCAUUAUCUACACAGUAAGGAAUGCAGAAGUAAAAAAUGCCAUCAAAAUAUUAUUGAAAAGAAAUGUAAUUUCAGAUAAUAAAUGACCCAGCAUGAAGAUUGUAUUUCUAUCAUAAUCUUUACAUUUUUGUUUUAUGUUACAUACAUAUAUGUGUAAAAAUGUAUAUGUUUGUGUGAGUAUAUAUAUAUAUAUGUAGCUCUUUCUCACAUGUAUCACUUAACUUCCAUAGAACCUUUGCGCAAGAAUGGCAUGGAGGUGGUGUCUGACCUCCUCUAUCUUCACAAGGAGGAAGAAGAAUCAAAAUUAGCAACCCAAGCCUGAUUCCUCAUGGAAGUCAGACAUGCCUCCUCUCUCUACCAUCUUUACUAAUUCUGACACCAGCUGCCCCUCCUAUGGCACUCUCUACUUCUCUGCUGAGUUCAAUAAUUAAUUGCAAAGGCCACACAGAAGUCACAGACAAUACUCACUAUUAUGGUGUUUAUUAGGGAAGUAACAGUUACAAUUCAGUCCCAAGAACAUUCAAUAUACAGUGCUUCCAUAAGAACAGCUGUGCUGAAAGGCACACCUCUCCCUGGUCUUAGACAUAUGCCCAAAGGCACUCAACUUUCUCCAUGAGCCUGGAAACCCACCGGGUGGUUGCCUGCUGCUGGAUGUCUCCUGCUGGGUCUUUUCUGCCACUGCUUCUCACCAUCUUCAGGGUUACAGCUCACUCUCUCUGUUGGUCUCCUGCUUCCAGGAGCUUCUCAGCACAGGGACCCCAGGUCCAAAGGGCAUGCUGGCUUCUGGCUGUUCUUCCCUGGCAGUGGUGGGAUCUUCUCUUUUCCCCCUCUGGAGUGGCUGAUUUCAAGCCCAGCAGGAUGACAAAACUGA
Messenger RNA from Loxodonta africana (African savanna elephant), 1769 nucleotides. Its product is annotated as olfactory receptor 4C12-like. Lineage: Eukaryota; Metazoa; Chordata; Mammalia; Proboscidea; Elephantidae. Gene Ontology annotation, cellular component: plasma membrane. The transcript has a single exon. Gene Ontology annotation, molecular function: G protein-coupled receptor activity; olfactory receptor activity. Gene Ontology annotation, biological process: G protein-coupled receptor signaling pathway. The annotation marks the transcript as partial. The record is from RefSeq and is a predicted model, not a curated record.